This is a messenger RNA of Maylandia zebra (zebra mbuna), 2806 nucleotides long. RefSeq names its product endoplasmic reticulum-Golgi intermediate compartment protein 2. Gene Ontology annotation, biological process: retrograde vesicle-mediated transport, Golgi to endoplasmic reticulum; endoplasmic reticulum to Golgi vesicle-mediated transport. Gene Ontology annotation, cellular component: COPII-coated ER to Golgi transport vesicle; endoplasmic reticulum; membrane. The record is from RefSeq and is a predicted model, not a curated record. Lineage: Eukaryota; Metazoa; Chordata; Actinopteri; Cichliformes; Cichlidae.
GCGGGCGCUAGGGCCAAAAGAGUGCCGUUUUUCUGUGUUGACAAUGCGGGUCAAACGACAAUGCAGAUACUCCAUAACACACUUAUACCGGGGUAGCUUCUUUUGUAAUUGUAUAUUUCUUGCUGUGUCAUCGUAAACACAAGCUUUUUAGCUGUAUAUAAUUCCUUUUUUGGGGGGCAUUUAAUUUAGCAUUAAUCCAGUUGUUCGGCUAGUUAGCUAGCUAAUGCUAUACGCUAGCCCGGUAGCUGUCAUGACCAACGUCAGCAAACUAACUUAGACCUCAGCUGUCGUCGCUUUAAACACAUCAAACCCGAAAACAUCCACUUCAUGUGGGAGUCACCUGGAGUUUAAGCUCCGCCGCAGGUCCCAAGAUGAGGAGGCUGACGAGGAAGAAGGCUCUGACUCUGAUGAAGGAGUUAGACGCUUUUCCUAAAGUUCCUGAAAGCUACGUGGAGUCCACAACCAGCGGUGGGACAGUGUCUCUGAUAGCAUUCACUUUCAUGGCUGUCCUCGCCUUGUUGGAGUUCUUUGUGUACAGACACACAUGGAUGAAGUACGAAUACGAGGUGGACAGAGACUUCAGCAGUAAACUCAGGAUAAAUGUGGACAUUACAGUGGCCAUGAGAUGCCAAUAUAUAGGAGCAGAUGUCCUCGAUCUGGCAGAGACCAUGGUUGCCUCUGAUGGAUUACAAUAUGAACCGGUCAACUUUGAGCUCCCACCACAGCAAAGAAUAUGGCACAUGACUCUUCUGCACAUCCAGGAGCGUCUGAGAGUGGAGCACGCUCUGCAGGAUGUCAUCUUCAAGGCUGCAAUAAAAGGAGCUCCUCCUGCUCAGACGAAAAGUGAGGACAGCACCGCUUCCCUGAGUGCCUGCAGGAUCCAUGGACAUCUCUAUGUCAACAAGGUGGCAGGAAAUUUCCACAUUACUGUUGGCAAGUCCAUCCCGCAUCCUCGAGGUCACGCCCAUUUAGCCGCCCUCGUCAGCCAUGACUCUUACAACUUCUCUCACCGGAUUGACCACCUGUCCUUCGGAGAGCCACUUCCUGGAAUGAUCAGCCCUCUGGACGGCACAGAGAAAAUUGCUAUUGAUUCUAACCACAUGUUUCAGUACUUCAUCACCAUUGUGCCAACCAAACUGAACACCUACAAAGUGUCUGCAGACACGCAUCAGUACUCCGUCACUGAGCGGGAACGUGUGAUAAACCAUGCUGCAGGCAGCCACGGAGUCUCAGGGAUCUUUAUGAAAUAUGAUAUCAGCUCACUAAUGGUCAAAGUCACUGAGCAGCACAUGCCUCUGUGGCAGUUCCUCGUCAGACUCUGCGGCAUCAUCGGAGGCAUUUUCUCCACCACAGGUAUGAUCCACGGCUUGGUGGGAUUCUUGGUUGAUGUAGUUUGCUGUCGUUUCCAAAUGGGAAUCUACAAACCUAAGGAUGACCUGCCAGCGCAGGAAAACAGUGAAACUCAGCUUCCUGCUGAAAACUACACUGAGUAACAGCAGAUGCUCACAAUCUUGGCCUUACCCACACACAGCAAUGACAUGCUGGGGAGAUGUUUACAAGUUUUAUUAUAAAAUGUUCCCUUUUUUGUUAAAAAUGUGUAUUUGUAUCUGUUUUAACUGUGUAAUUCCACAAACCAGAAGCAGUGAUUCAUCUACUUAUGAAAGACUGUAGUCAGUACCUCCACUUGUCACGUGUCAGCAUCACUUGGAGAGAUGGAAAGCAGAAAUUCUUAGAUAAAUGUUGUAGAAUUGAUUAGAUUUACUGCAAAGAUACCUGCAGGCCAACACAUUUUCACUUCCCUCUGCUGUGGGGCCCCUUCCUCAUACUUCAGCCUUUUUACAGAAGUGAAUGUUAUACUUAAACCUGUCAGGGACAUGGAACAACUUCUCAGUGCCCCGGUCUAAAAUGCAUCUCAUCACAUGCAAAAAGGGAGAAACGUGUGCACGGGUAUUGGGGUUCUGGGUUUAAAUCCAUCUGCUAACUGAGCUGAGCCUGGAUCUUUUCCCUGUGAUUUCCUCCCAGUGUCCAGGGACAUGCAGGUUUGGUUAAGCAGUGAUUCUAAAUGGGCCGUAGGUGUAUAUGUGAGCGUGAAUGGACGUAACUAUUAGCCCUGCAAUAGCCUGGUGAUCUGUCUGUGGUAUACCCCGCCUAUCACCCGAUGGCAGCUGGGAUUAGCUCCACCAGAGAAGCGUUGAUGGAUGGAUGUGUGUCCCUUUUAAAGUGGAAUUGUGUGAAAAGUAUAAGAGUGUUUGUUGGUGACAUUGGUUAAAUAGGAAACUGAUGUGGGAAAAUAAGUUUUAAGUUCACUGUCUGCAUUUAACUGUGUUGUACAUCCUGCUACAAUCUGACCCGUCUAUGGCUGGAAGUGCUGAAAGUCUCAGAGCCAGCGGUGUUGUGAUUGCUGGUUGCUCUUUUAAAUAAACGGCACACACAAUUUAGCAAUAAAAAAAAAAAUGGCUGAAAGUGAUUGUAUAAAAGGCUCUGAGAUUUUAUGUCUUUGCUCUGCAAUAUUGUGUGGGGUGGAGUUGCGGGAAAUGACGUAGGCAUAUCCAUGAUAAGAAUAAAUAGGAAAACAUCAUUUAGUCAAAUAUAAAUGCAGAAAUUUUCUAAAAUGCUCAUCCUGCUACUCCAGGAGGGGAGAUGGUCUUUCCGUGUUAGGUCUGUUUUACCUCAUCAAGCUGUGUUCCUGGUUGCCAUCCUUCACGGUGAUGCUCCGAGUGUUAAGUUCGUGACUGGAAACUGCUGGCAACACUGACCAUCUAGGUGGCAAUAAAACAGCUGGCGGUGACAAUCCAGCAAAGUGGAA